AAUAUAGCUCAGCAGCGGAGCCCGGAAGUAGGGCUGGACCUCGGCUCUUUAUAAACAUGGCCGUUAAGUCCUUAACAGCAUCAGGUACUGCGUUUGGCUGAAUUAGUUAGACAUUCAGGAAGUCACGGGGGUUAACUAACACAGUAACAGGUGGAAAGAAAAUGUAGACACUCAACGGGCGCCUCUUACUUAUUUUAGUUGUUUUAUCUCUGCGUGAGGACGACAUUUAAAAACUUCAUGUAGUACUUUACGCUAGCUAGCUCACCAAGCUAACGCCGACGUCUCAGUGUUAACUUCUGUCAACUUUUUCAACCAGCUAGCUUAAUCUGCUACUUGACCGCUCAUCGACAUGGAGGAGUGCCGUCGCUCGACCUGGUUGUCUCGAUGAAUAUUUUACACACGGACGUGUCGGAGUUUCUCAGCUAAGGGCUGUCCAGAACUUUAUUGAAGGCUCCUUUUGGGUUGUUUUUUUCCACUGGCAACAGCCAAGCGCCCGUUUAGGAACAUCGCUGAGAGGGCGGACAUAAACAAUGUUUUCUGUCAAACCCAUGAAACCAACCUUCAAGUGUUAUCUUCCUCCUGUGCAGACUGAUGUGAAGAAAACUAUUGAACCACCUAUUAAAAAGUUGGAGCCUAAGUUACUUCAAGGAGAGAUUGUAGUUAAUGAGGUGAACUUUGUGAGGAAAUGCAUCAGCGCUGAAAGCAGCCAGGAUGACCUAUGGGGAAAGUUGAUAUGCACCAACUUUAAGGUCUCCUUCAUCCCUCAAGAUGCUCCUUCUAAACAGAGGUCCCAGUUGUCCCACCUCCUGCUUGGAGAACACGACAUUCCCCUCACCUGUCUGGAGCAAGUAGUGACAGUAAAUGAUACGAAGGGGAAGAAGAAAGUAUUGGGGUCAAACCAGAAGCUGAAAUUCAACCCGACAGAGCUCAUCCUCUAUUGCAAAGACUUGCGCAUCAUAAGGUUCUGCUUUGAUGAGGCUGGACCUGAGAGCGCCAAAAAGGUUUGCCUUGCUAUUGCCCACUAUUCCCACCCAGCUGAUCUUCAACUGCUGUUUGGCUUUGAGUAUCAAGGGCGGCGAUACCAUGAAUCCAAAGCGGAGCGAGUCAAUGGUUCCGCCCCUCGAGGAGGAUUGCGGCCCCCCAUAUUUGACCGUCCAUCGGACUGGGAUCGGGAGAUCAAGAGAACAGGGGCAUCGGAGUGGAGGGUGUGCUCCAUCAAUGAGAGUUAUGCCAUCUCGCAAAGUCUUCCAGAGUAUAUUGUGGUCCCAGUUUCUCUGGCAGAUCAGGAUCUAAAGCAGUACUCCAUAUACUUCACUGAUCAGCGCAUCCCUAUCUGGUGCUGGAAUCACCCAAAUGGAAGUGCUCUUGUCCGCAUGGCCAGCAUAAAUGAUCCAGUGCAGCAGAAGAAGAUCGAGCAGAGGGUUUUCACCGCCAUCACAAAAAGCCACCCACAGCGCAGUGAAGUAGUCCGGUCAGAUCUCGACAAGUAUCUCCCUAACAUCCAGGACAUCCAGACUGCGUUUGUUAAAGUCAGGCAGAUCUGCGUCAUAGAUCCUUUUGAGGAGUCGGAGGAGAGAUGGCUCACAUCUAUUGAAAACUCUCGGUGGCUCGAGUACGUCAGGGCUUUCCUGAAACACUCAGCUGAGAUUGUGUACCACCUGGAUGGGAAGAAUGUUUCAGUUGUUCUCCAAGAGGAGGAAGACAGAGACCUGACCUGCGUAGUGUCCUCCUUGGUGCAGCUCAUGUUGGAUCCUCAUUAUCGCAGCCUCGUUGGCUUUCAGAGUUUGGUGCAGAAGGAGUGGGUGAUGGCUGGCCAUCGCUUCUUGGACAGAUGCAACCACUUAAAGAAGAAUGACAAAGAGGAGUCUCCACUGUUCAUGCUGUUCCUGGACUGCGUGUGGCAGAUGAUGAACCAGUACCCGGCAGCGUUCGAGUUCACAGAGGCCUAUCUGACUGUACUGAGUGAUAGCAUGUGGAUCCCACUCUUCAGUACUUUCCUCUUCAACUCUCCCAAACAGCGUGCUCAGCACUUGAUGGACUUUGCCAAGAAUAAAGCCAUCCCUCAAGGAGAGGACCAGGUUGUGUAUUUCCCUCCUGUUUGGGACUGGUCGCAGCAGUACUCCACCAAAGACCAAACCCUGUUUAACAACCCCAUGUACGUAGGCAAAGGAGCGGCCUGCGUGCAGAAUGGAGAAGUGAAAACCUUCAGACGCACGAAGCAGAAAACCUACAGUUCCACACUGCGAGGAACGCCUGCUUCUCUGCGCAAUGGACUGAAGGGUGGAGAGGAUUCGUUGCCCCGACGGGGCUCUCUGGUGUCGGAGCUGAAGCCUUACUUGUCACCAGUAAAAGACGAGAGCCCGUCCGAGCGCUUCUUCAGGGACUGGUUCUCUCGGCCUGUUGAUCAGCAGGGCCUCCUGAUUCCCCUGCUCACGCCCUCACACAUGGCUCUCUGGAAGCUCUACUUUCUACGGUGGGUUCCUGAGGCCUGCAUUCCCAGAGGAGGCCCCAUCACCGCCUACCACAAGCUCUCCCAACUGGUAGAUGAAAUUGAGAUACUACAGCGCCAGCUCAGGCAAUAUAAGGGACCCACUCCAGGCAGCACGCCACUCCCCAGCCCAAGUGGGCCCCUCUCAGACCAAAGGAGGAUGUAUUUUAAGGCCAGUUCCCCAUAUGACCCCCCUACACCUCCAGACUUCCUUACCUCCUCCUUCCCUUUCACCCCAAUGGGAAACCUGUGUCGCCGCAGCAUCCAUGGGACCCCCAUUAGCAAAUUUCUGAAUGGGGCAAGGAUCUGGCUCUCGACAGAGACUCUUGCUAAUGAUACUGUCUGAAGAUGUGGGGCGCUCAGGCUCACUCUUCUGAGCUCAACACAGGUUUGUGUAACAAUUAAUCAUCUUAUUUUCUAUUACCUCUUUCUUAAAUACCAAGAAGGAAAAUGAGAAAUAGAAAAAUUUAACUUUUGACUUCUGAUUUAAUAAUUUAUAAGCUAGAAUUUGCACCGUUGUUGCUGCAUCGAAAGCUGAGGUAGUUUCUAAACUGAGGUGUUCCCUAUAGGACUGAACCAUUAUUGUCCAUUACAGCUGAGGAAUUCAGAUAAACCAAAGCACAUCCUCCUUAUUGGCCAGUGAGUUGUUACUGUGAGGUCUCCUUUGACUGUGAAAGAUCAUCAUACUUAAUGCAUUUUUAUUAUAGAUGUAUUUUUUGUCUACUUCAUACUGUAUGACCCACACAAAGAGUGCUUUUAUAUAUUUUAAUGUUGAGUUGAGAGCUUCCUCUCCAAUAUUCAAUACACAUUUUAAAGCUAUAAUUGGAAUUUAAGUAUGUGUGUAGCUGUACUGUCAGUUAAGUUGUCCUUUUGUUGAGUUCUCGUUGGUCGGUAAGUCUUCCCCACUGUAAUGGAAUAGAAAAAUGUAAUCCAGGUAGGAAUGCUUGAAAUAAGAAAAUGCCCGUUUUUACUGCAGCAGCAAUGAUGCAUUUCACUGAACACUGAUUUCCAAGUACUCAAUUUGUUUAUACCUUCCAGGAAAGUAAUUGACAAUAGAAUAUUUUACCUAGUUUUAUUUCAGAAAGAGGAACAGAAAAUAACACUGCUAACUAGUAUUUUACUACGUGGUAAAAUCAAAGAGGAUCUGGCCUGGUUGAAUGUAAUGGGGCUUUUUUUCUCCUUUUGCACAAAUUAAUGCUUUCCGCUCCAAGUGCCCAUAUUUUAAUGGCUGUGUUGGGGUGUCACUGUAAGCAGCAAAUAGUGUGAUUUCAGGGUCUUUGUAGAUUUACUCUAUUUUUGAAGCAGAUAAAAGGGCCUUUAUUUUUAGUAUCAUGAAGCAGGUGAUACUGAUAGGGCAAAGUGGAGCUGUGAGGACUUCAACCUGUGGUAGAUAUUUCCUCUUCUCUUUCUGAAGGGGUUUUAUUAAACUUUUAUAGAAGCCUUCUGGUAAGGCACCGAGGAGAUGCUAUACAUAUUAACCAUAGCUGAAUGGGUAAAUAUUUGAAAGCAAAGGGACAGACAAGGGCUUUGACUCAAACCAGUCUCUAGUUUAGUGCGCAGUGAAUUUCAGGCACUUAAGUUACUGAUCCAGUGAACUGGACAGUGACAGGUGGAUGACGAGUGACAUGGUUUCAAAGCAGCAUAUGGGAAAAAGCCAGCAAUAAAUCAUCUAUAUAGCAAGUGUCAUAAAUAUAUUAUGUGUGCAAUUUUGACAUUUCAGAAUAAAAUGACAAUGAGGUCGGAUGUCAACUAUAACCACGGGCUAUUUAAAGAAAAAGGCCUGGUGUUUGCACAAAGGGAAAGGUUAAACAUACUGUAUGAAGCUAUAAUAUCACUUAGUUUUGUAGUAACAUUUUUCCAGAUAAUGCUUCUCUGUGGAGAGAAAUAAUAUAACAGAAAAUAAGCAGUGAUGGUGACGGUGAGGUUAGUGCAUUAAGACGUUAACAAGUAUUUAUGGUGCAAUCAGAAUUUCCUGGCGAACCUCCAGUGCGCUGCAAAGACUUUGUCAUUUGGACACCUUUUAAAAGUGUCUGUCUGGGAAGUUUACUACCUGCUGAAUGAGAGAGUGGUUUGAGAUACAUCAGGGGAAAUGGAUCCAGUGCCAUUUAAAACUGGUGAGAAACAAGCACUGUGUGAUAUCCUAAUGUCUUAAAAUAACAGUACAGCAUUUAAAUAUUGUUGUAAUUUUAAAUUUAAGACCACUGGACGGACUCAGCACCUGUCCUUAUACAGAGGAACAUUGAUACUUAGAUGCUAGAUUGACCCAGAAUUCAAUAUUCGGAUAAACUCGUGAUUCUUUGGCAAUAACUAGUUCAGGUGUUUUUUUGAUAAUAGAUGUGUAUAGUGUGAGUGCACAACCUGCUCUCCCAAAUGCUAUUAAUUGCACAUUUUACUCAAUAUAUAGGAUAGUUUGUUUUAAGGUGGUUGUUGAAUAUAAUUUUGGCAGAUAUUAUAAAUACUGUAUAUGCUUGAAAUCUUCCAAUUAAUGUUUUUGAUUAAUGGUACUAAAUACCUUUUAUCCUUGAUUUAGUCUUUAUAUUUUCUGGAGAGAUAUUUAUAUGAUGUGUUCUUCCACUAAUUCACAGUGCUGCACUCUGCUGUAAUUGCAUGAUGACCGUGCUGUCACUGUGGCACAGUCUGAUAUUGAUGAGCAGCAGAUGUAUUUAUUCAGUUAUGCAAAAUGUUCUCUACGAGGGAUGCGAGUGCUACUGUACAUCCCCUGUGCCUUUUUUGGGAAGAUUGACCAUUUUUGUAACUAUAUUCUAAAUCUGACUUAACUUUAGUUUUCUGAAACUGUUGAUUUAUCAAUUCUGUAAAUCUAGUUAAAUUCAGUGGUACUGCACUGAAGCUGUCGAGGCUCAACUGUGUACCAGUAACAAUCAUUACAUUAUUUUUCAAAUGAA
This is a messenger RNA of Epinephelus fuscoguttatus (brown-marbled grouper), 5391 nucleotides long. It is a transcript of the gene mtmr10, whose product is annotated as myotubularin related protein 10. The transcript has 16 exons. Bases 531 to 2834 code for a protein of 767 amino acids. Lineage: Eukaryota; Metazoa; Chordata; Actinopteri; Perciformes; Serranidae. The record is from RefSeq and is a predicted model, not a curated record.